AUGAAAGAAGAAGAAGAUGAAGAAAUAAGUGAUUCCGAAACUUCGAAUAUUUAUCCUGAUCCGAAAAGCAGUGAUGAAGAUACAAUUAUAAAAUAUUCGAAAAAUAAUCAAAAUAUUAACGACGUACUUGUUUCUAGAAUUUGUCAAGUGUCCGCAAAAGUUUGCAAAAGCGAUCCGGAUGAAAUAUUAUAUUACAUACCCCAUAAGAAAGUACUCGAAAAAAUAGAAAGUAAAGAACAAACACGUGAACCACUAACAGGAUUCGCUAAACAACAAGAAGAGAUUACUAAAAGAAUAUUGAAACCUAGUCUUUCACAAUUGCAAACAGUAAAUGAAGUAAAAACUAAAAGUCGUAUAAUACAGGUACAGCCUAAAAGUUCAAUCAUCGAUGAAUCGUAUUAUAAAUCUAAGUCUCAGCCACCAAUUAUAGUAAAUCAAUUAGAAUUGAUUGAACGAUUGCGAAACGAUCCAGAACAUGUAUUUUAUUACAUGGUAUAUGCUGUUGAUCAUUCCUCCGAAUAUUUUACACCAUAUGCUUUAAGGGUCGUUGAAUAUAAAGAAACUGGUAAUGCAUAUUUGACAAUUAGUACAGAUGGUGUAACACAAUACAGUCCUGAAGAAGUUACUUUUACACCAAUCGAAUUGUGGAAAAGAGAAUACGUGUUUUAUAUGAAAUUAAUGAAAAUAAGAACUUUUGUAAUUUUUCGAAUGUGGAAAGCUUUUUACACAUGGAGAAAGCAAAUAACUAUUGGAAAAUUUAUGAAAGUUAGUAAUUACAUCGAACAAAAUCUUUUUAUAUCUGAUCCGAUACUUAGCAAAGCGUUACUCGAAAUCAAUGCUAUGUGUUCUGUAUUUCUUAAUUUAAGUUUUCACGAUGUAUCUGUCAUUGAAAAAUUGUCUCUGUUUGAUUUUACAGAAAUGCAGUUUCGGAAACUGGAAGAUCUUCGUAACAAAUUAGACGAAUUUAGAAGUUUGGCAAAGGAUAUCGUUUACAAUGCCUGUUUGAAAACACUUCUUGAAGCUGGUUACACACCUGACGAUUCAAAUAUUACAAUAGAACAAACUGCAUAUGGAAAAUUAAUCCCGUUUACUGGAAUGAAAUUUAAAAUGCCAAAGGACGGUGUUUUGAAGAUGAGUUACAUCGAACAAGCUCGAAAACGUGACAAAUGUUAUCGUCUUUCUUGUUUUAUUCAUCUCAUCGACUUCAUACAAACGAACAUGAUGCAAGGUCUUUUGUUUAAUACCUACAAAAGUCUUGUAGGUGUACUUAAAAAUCAUUCAAUUUAUCUACCCGAUGAUGAAUUGUUAGAAAAUAAUUUAAUCGAUGUUGUAUUAGAAUCUCCUUUGCCACGUCCGCAGGAACCAUAUUUUAUUGUAGAUUUAUUAAUAUCCGUAAAGGAUGGAAUAACUAUGGACCCAUCUGAAAAUAUUUUUCAACAAAUGUUUAAAACGUUACAAAUAACAUGGGAAGAAAAUUUACACGCUAUCAAACCGUUACUUUCCGAUCCGUUUUUUUACACCUUUACCAGGCCAAUGAUUAAUCGUAAAAUAGAAAAAAAGAUUUGCGGUGAACCACCGGAAAUUCUUACCGUAUUGAGCAUGGAUAAAUCAUUGGAACAAUUAAAAGAAGAAUUAUCGAGAAUUUUAAACGAUAAUAUUAAUUCUAUGAAACGUUUUACGAAACGUUUUCGAACGAUACACAAUUUUUAUUUAGAAGACAUGGAAUUCGACGAAAACAUUAUUCGAGAUAAUCUACGAUGUGAUUUAUUCCGUCAAUGGUGUCUUCGUUAUCAAAACGAAUUGAAAACCAUUAAUAAAAUAGUUGAUUAUCAACCAUUAGGUAUUUUUUACGUUCAAUUAGAACGUUUUAAAAAAGCAGCUGCCUUAGCACCCGAAAGUAAAAGGACUGUUAUUGAAAUUGUUAUGCCAGGAAUUGGUAAAAGUAGAGUAAAUGAUUUACUGAGUCAAGCAAUUGAAUCUUUAAAUUAUUUACAAUCUGAGCCGGUAUCAACGGAUGAUUUUGUAUCGUAUAUACAAUUCGUUGAUAAAGCUCAACAUAAAGUUGAUAUGAUGGAGAAUCAACUUGAUUACGUUAAAGAAUUGUACGAUACGAUGGAAGAAUUUCAAAUAAACGUGCCAGCGGAUGAUAUAGCGAAUUACUUGGGCAUAAGUGUGCAUUUUACUACUUUGCGUUUAGCUGUCGACAAGAAACUCGAGGAACGAGGAAAAUUAAUAGCAAAGUUUAAUACCCAACUUCAAAAAGAUAUUGUCUCAUUGACGAAUAAAGUAUCUGAAAUAAAUGACGAAAUUAUGCAAACGUGGUUAUUGGAAGCUGAAAGUAACGUAGAUGAAUGUUUAGAAACAUUGAAGGAUUUAACAGAAAGAUUGAAUGCGUGUGUGGCUACUGCAGACGAAUAUCGAUCGCAUCAAAGAGCGUUUAAAGUCGAAGUUACAAGAUUUGAAAUGAUUGAUCUAGUAAAAAAUGAAUUAAAAUUACGUACUUUACUUUGGGAUAGUGUUACAUCCUGGGCAAAUGCACUAGACCAAUGGCAAUUUGUUGACUUUAAUACGCUCAAUGUAGAAGAUGUUACAGGUUUAACUAUGCAAAUGUUAAAAAAUAUCGUCCAAAUGGAAAAAGGUUUACCCUCGAACAAUAUUCUACCAAAAUUAAAGGAAGACGUAGAACUGAUUAAAAAUAAAUUACCAAUAUUGGGAUAUUUACGAAAUCCAUUUAUGAAAAAACGUCAUUGGAUUAAAAUCGAAGGAAUGUUGAAUUAUAGAUUUAAACCGGACGAGCCUUUGACUUGGAAUUUAUUGGAAAAUCUCGGGGUAUUUCUUUAUCCGAACGAAUUAAUGGAAAUUGCAGCUGCAGCUAGUUCCGAAGCUAAUUUAGAAGGAAUGAUAACUAAAGUUGAAGAUUUAUGGAAGAAUUUGGAGUUUAUCAUUGUACCUUAUAGAGAAGCAAAGGAUAUUUUUAUAUUAGGAAGUUUGGAAGAAAUUCAAUUGGCCUUGGAUGAAAGUAAUAUUAAUAUACAAACAAUAGCAGCAUCUCGACACGUUGGACCAAUAAAACCGAAAGUUGAAGAUUGGACGGAAAAAUUGGAUCUCUUUACAACGACUCUAGAUGCAUGGCAAUAUUGUCAACAACAAUGGUUAUAUUUAGAAGCAAUAUUUUCAGCACCCGACAUUCAAAGACAAUUACCUAUCGAAGCGAAAUUAUUUCUACAAGUUGACAGAUCUUGGAAAGAUAUAAUGAGACGAGCAGCCAAGAUGCCGCUAGCCAUGGAAGUUUGUACGCAACCUGGUAUGCUAGAACAACUCAUUGAAAACAAUAACAGUCUCGAUCAAGUAAUGAAAUGUUUAGAAGCAUAUUUAGAAACAAAACGUAUAGCGUUUCCACGAUUUUUUUUCUUGUCGAACGACGAAUUAUUGGAAAUAUUAGCACAGACAAAAAAUCCGCACGCCGUUCAAGUACAUUUGCAAAAAUGUUUUGACGCUAUACAUCGUUUGGAAUUCGCAACAACAACGAAAGAAGACGAACACGGUGAAGUAAUAGCAACCGUUCUUACUAACGAUAUUAUUGCUAUGAUAUCACCCGAGGGUGAAAAGGUUGCUCUUGGUAGGGGUUUACGAGCAAGAGGAAACGUAGAAGAUUGGCUUGGCAAAGUAGAAGAAUCCAUGUUCAUAACUUUAAGAAUGAGAAUGAAAUUAGCUAUCGUCGAUUUAGAAUCUCGAGGAAGAGAAUUGUUUCUUUCUGCUCAUCCUUCACAGAUUGUACUAACGGUAUCGCAAAUAUUGUGGGCUCGUAAUGUUCACCUAAUCUUGGAUUCAAAUGAUAAUGUUUUAAAUUCGAUUCAAUCGUUUCAACAAAAGUGUUAUUCGGAUCUGAAUCAACUAGCAGCUAUGGUCAGAGGUGAAUUACCAAAAUUAAUACGCGAGGUAAUAAUUAAUUUAAUUACCAUUGACGUACAUGCCCGAGAUAUAAUCACAAUUUUGGUUGAAAAUAAAAUUGAUUCUACUACAUGUUUCGAUUGGGUUAAAGUAUUACGUUAUUAUUGGGACGACGAAAUUGAUAAUUGUUUAGCGAAAAUGAGUAUUUCGGAAUAUUUAUAUGGUUACGAAUACCUUGGAGCACAAAGAAGACUCGUCAUAACGCCACUCACUGACAAAUGUUAUCUUUGUUUAAUGGGUGCUUUGCAAUUAGACUUGGGUGGUGCACCCGCGGGACCAGCUGGUACUGGUAAAACAGAAACGACCAAAGAUCUUGCAAAAGCUUUUGCCAUUCAAUGCGUUGUUUUUAAUUGUUCCGAAGGAUUGGAUUACAAAAUUAUGGGUAGAUUUUUUUCUGGAUUAGCAACAUCUGGUGCUUGGUGUUGCUUCGAUGAAUUUAAUCGAAUUGAUAUCGAAGUACUUUCUGUAAUAGCUCAACAAUUAAUUACUAUAAGAAAUGCAAAACUCAUCAGAGCUACUGAAUUUAUGUUCGAGGGUCGUAUGAUCAAAUUAGUUAUGUCAUGUUCAACUUUCAUUACUAUGAAUCCUGGAUAUGCUGGACGUACGGAAUUACCAGAUAAUUUAAAAUCUUUGUUCCGACCGUUCGCCAUGAUGGUUCCUGAUUAUAAAUUAAUUGCCGAAGUAACGUUAUAUUCAGAAGGGUUUGAAAUGUCCAGUGUGUUGUCCAGAAAAAUGACACUGAUGUAUACGCUAUGCAGCGAACAAUUGUCGCAACAAGAUCAUUAUGACUUUGGAAUGAGAGCUGUCAAAAGCGUCUUAGUAAUGGCAGGAUCAUUAAAACGUGAUAAUCCUGAUAAAUCGGAAGACGUUGUUUUGAUAAAAGCAUUACGCGACAGUAAUAUUCCAAAAUUCUUGAGCGAAGAUGCAAACCUAUUUCAAGGUAUCGUUAGUGAUCUUUUUCCUGAUAUCAUAAUACCCCUAGAGGAUUACGGUAUUUUCGAAGAAACAGCAAUUACGACGUUGAUAGAUAGCGGUAAGCAACCAGAACAAUGUACCAUAAAAAAAGCUAUUCAGUUGCAUGAAACUAUGGUGGUCAGGCAUGGUGUAAUGUUGGUAGGACCAACUGGAUCGGGCAAAUCUACUGUUCUUAAUACUUUAUGUAAAACUUAUAAGCGUCUUUAUGAAAUGGGUGUAGAAAGUCCAUAUUAUCAACCUGUACACAUGUAUAUACUUAAUCCAAAAGCAGUUACCAUAGGUGAAUUGUACGGGGAAGUAGAUACAUUAACUAAUGAAUGGCGUGAUGGUUUAUUAGGUGUUAUAAUACGUCAUGCAUGCUCCUUUCAAACAGAAGAUCACCAAUGGGUUGUAUGCGAUGGUCCUGUCGAUGCUAUUUGGAUCGAAAAUAUGAACACUGUUCUGGACGAUAAUAAAAUGUUGUGUCUCGCUAAUUCCGAGAGAAUUAAAUUUACUCCAUACGUUCACAUGAUUUUCGAAGUUAUGGAUCUUGCACAAGCUUCACCAGCAACGGUUAGUCGAUGCGGAAUGGUGUACGUUGAUCCUGCCGAAUUAAAAUGGUUGCCACUUGUAAAGACAUGGGUACAAAAGCUUCCCGACGAAAUAUUCACGUUGGAAUAUAAACAAUUAAUAAUCGAUCUUUUCGAAGGAUAUUUCGAAAAUGGAUUGAUCUUUUUCAAAAGAAAUUGCGAUCACGCUAUCGCACAAGUUGAUAUCAGUAAAGCCAACAUGGCUUGUGGUAUAAUGGAAAGUAUAAUACUCGAGCCAAAUGUUAUCGAAAAAACAACGGAAAGAUCACGAAUAAAAACAUUUCUUACUCAAUCUUUCAUUUAUUCGCUUCUAUGGUCGAUAGGUGGUAAUAUCGUUGAUGCAUAUCGUGAAUUUUUCGAAGUUUUUGUUAAAGAACAAUUCGAUGAACAUCCAGAUGCACGAUUACCAUCCGCUGAUUUAUGGAAUCUUUACAUGAACAUUCAAACACGAAGAUUAGAUUUAUGGGUUAAGAUAAUGCCAGUAUUCGAAUAUGACAAGAAUAUACCAUUUUUUGAUAUUAUUGUUCCGACUAUUAAUACCAUUAGAUAUGGUUAUAUAAUGCAAAAACUUAUCAUGAUUAACAUGCCAGUUUUAUUCACCGGUGCUACAGGAGUAGGAAAAUCAAUAAUAACGAAAAUUGUAUUAAACACGCUUCAAGAAACUAAUCUUUGGGUACCAAUUACUUUGAUUUUUUCUGCACAAACUAGCAGCGGACGUACUCAAGAAAUUAUCGAACUUAAAUUAGAAAAAAGGAAGAAAGCACUUUUAGGAGCACCCAUUGGAAAAAGGGUUUGCAUUUUUGUCGAUGAUAUCAAUAUGCCUAAAUUGGAUACGUACGGAUCUCAACCACCGAUUGAAUUAUUGCGACAAAUUCUAGACUAUGGUGGUAUGUACGAUCGUGAGAAAUUAUUCUGGAAGGAUAUAGAAGACAUUGUAAUCACGGCUGCUUGUGCACCACCCGGGGGUGGUAGAAAUCCUCUUACACCAAGAUUUGUAAGACACUUUGCAAUGUUAUUUAUACCAUCACCGACGGAAGAAUCUCUUAGAGCUAUAUUUAAAUCAAUCAUGAGAGGAUUUCUCAGUGAUUUUGUACAACCGAUAAUUGAUCUCGGUGAUAAAAUAAUAAAUGCUACGGUCGAAGUAUAUAAAAAGAUUUCUAUCGAUCUUUUACCUACGCCAGAAAAAAGUCAUUACGUUUUCAACUUACGUGAUUUAUCAAAAUGCGUGCAAGGAAUGAUGCAGGUCAAUCCGUCUGUUAUCAGAGAACCUAAACAAAUGUUGAGAUUGUUUUAUCACGAAUGUCUACGUGUGUUUCACGACAGACUGAUUAAUCCAGAAGACAAAAAUUACUUUUAUCGACUUUUGUCAAAUAUUUGUCUUAAUACAUUUGGCGAUCAAGUUAUACCAUUACCGGAUGAAAAAGUUAUCGAGAAACCUCCAAUUUUACUCUUCGGAGAUUUUAUUUCCUAUGGUGUACCAUUGGAACAACGAAUUUAUGAAGAAAUUACAGACACGAAUAAAAUAAAAUCGGUUUUGCAGGAUUAUUUGGAUGAUUAUUCAUUAAGUAUCGGACAGGAAUUGGGAAUAAUAUUUUUUAUGGAUGCCAUCGAACACGUUUGCAGACUUGCAAGAAUUCUUCGAUCAGAAAGGGGUAAUGGAUUAUUGGUCGGAAUGGGUGGUAUGGGAAAACAAAGUUUAACGAGAUUAGCGUCGUAUUUAAAUUUUUAUCGGUGUUAUGAAAUCGAAGUUACUCGUAAUUAUGAUAAAAAUUCGUGGUUCGAAGAUCUUCGUAAAUUUUAUUUUAAACCAGGAACAGAGGGGCAACACACAACGUUUGUAUUCACAGAUACUCAGAUAGUAUUGGAAGAAUUUUUGGAAGAUAUUAAUAACACCCUCAAUACCGGUGAAGUUCCAAACUUAUAUGAAGCAGACGAAUUAGAAAAAGUUAUAAUCGCAACAAGACCGGCAGCUAAACAAAAUGGAAUCGAUGAGAGUGACAGAGAUGCUAUUUAUCAAUUUUUUAUCGAAAGAGUUAGAAACUUUUUACACCUUAUGAUUUGCAUGAGUCCUAUCGGCGAUGCGUUCAGACGACGUUGUCGUAUGUUUCCUUCAUUGGUUAAUUGUUGCACAAUUGAUUGGUUCACAAAAUGGCCAAGAGACGCUCUUCUUUCGGUGGCAGAAAGUUCUAUAAUAAAAAUAGUACCCGAUAAUGAAGAAACUUUGUCUGCGCUUUGCUCAAUUUGUGUUUUGAUGCACGAGACAGUGGAAUAUGCAACAACUCGAUAUUUUUUGGAAAUGCGUCGUAGAUAUUACACGACACCAAGCAGUUAUUUGGAAUUGUUGAAACUUUAUGAAAAGACGUUGCACAAAAAGAAACAAGAGAUUUUAACGCUAAAGAAAAAAAUUUUGAAUGGUUUGAACAAAUUGCACGAGACUAACGAGAUGGUAAGCAUAAUGAAGGAACAAUUGAUCAUACUUGCGCCAAAACUUAAAAGCAGUACAGAGGAAGUGUCGCAAUUAGUGAAAAUAAUAGCGAAGGAACAAAUCGAAUGCGACAAAGUUAAACACGUUGUAACAGCUGACGAAGCUGCUGCAAAAAUCAAAGCUGAAGAAACUGCAGCUUUAGAAAUUGAUGCUAGACAAGAUCUGGAAGCUGUGAUACCAGCCUUAGAGGAAGCUGAACAAGCACUAAAAGCACUUAAUAAAAAUGACAUUAACGAGAUCAGAGUUUUCAAUCAACCACCGCGUCUGGUUCGGUUUGUCAUGGAAGCUGUAAAUUUAUUAUUAGGAGAAAAAACCGAUUGGCCCACCGCUAAAUUAGUUUUAGGCGAUAUUCACUUUCUGGAUCGAUUAAUUGCCUAUCCCAAAGAUGACAUUAGCGACAAACUAUUAGAAAAUUUGCAAAAAUACGUAAAUCAUCCGGAUUUUAAACCAGAACUUGUUGCGAGACAGAGUAAAGUAUGUAAGUCAAUGUGUGUCUGGGUAAGAGCAAUGGAUGGUUAUGCCAAAAUUUAUAGAGUAGUUGAACCUAAACGACAAAGAUUGAAGGAAGCACAAAAUGAAUUAUGGACGAUCGAGAGUCUGUUGGCUAAGAAACAAAAAGAAUUGGCGGACGUUGAGAGGAAAAUACAAUUAUUGCAAAAACAAUACGAUGCUGCUGUUAAUAAUUUAAAUUAUUUGGAAAACGAAAUGACACUUGCCGAAGCUAGAUUGAAUAGAUCGGGUAGAUUAACGUCGGCUCUUAGAGACGAAAAACAACGAUGGCAAACUAUGAUCGAGGAAUUUGAUAAACAGAUGUUAAACAUAACUGGCGAUACUUUGAUCGCAUCCGGUGCAUUGGCUUAUCUGGGUGCGUUUACAAAUAUAUAUAGAGAAGAAUUAAUGGGAACGUGGAUAUCGAGGUGUAAUGAUUUAAAAAUAAAAACAACUACGAAUUAUAAUUUGAUCAACAUACUCGCCGAUCCUUACGAAAUUCGUUUAUGGAAUGUGCACGGUUUACCGAGAGAUCAAAUUAGCACCGAAAAUGCUAUUAUAGUUAUGCAAGCUAAUAGAUGGCCUCUUAUGAUUGAUCCGCAAGAACAGGCUAAUAGAUGGAUACGAAAUAUGGAAAAGGAAAAUGAUAUAAAAAUAUGCAAAUUAACAGAUCAUAACUUCAUGAGAAUUUUAGAAGCUUGUAUAAGAAUUGGGGCACCUGUGUUAUUGGAGGAAGUCACUGAAACGUUAGAUCCAAGCUUAGAACCUGUUUUGCUUAAACAAUUAUUUGUACAGGGUGGAAGAACUUUGAUACGGUUAGGAGAUAGCGAUAUUGAAUAUGAUAAAAAUUUUCGAUUAUACAUAACAACGAAAAUUGCCAAUCCUCAUUAUUUGCCAGAAAUUUGUAUAAAAGUGACAAUAGUCAAUUUUACGGUUACUUCGCACGGUCUUCAGGAACAAUUGCUCGCCGACGUUGUACGACUUGAAAGACCCGAUCUUGAAGAAAUUAGAAACGAAUUGAUUGCUAAAAUAAAUUCUGAUAAAGGACAAUUGCAAAGCAUCGAGGAUAAAAUUCUAACGUUACUUUAUGGAUCAGGUGAUGAUAUCUUGGAUAAUGAAGAACUUAUAGAAACUCUUAACGAAAGCAAAGAAACCUCGGCAAUUAUUGCUACGCGAUUGAUCGAAACUGAAGCAACGGAAGAAAAAAUAUCGAUUGAACGUAAUAAAUAUCAAAGCGUUGCAAAUCGUGGUUCUGUUUUGUACUUUGUCGUUGCCGAUUUAACUGACAUUGAUCCUAUGUAUCAAUUCUCGUUAAAAUAUUUUAAUCAGGUAUUCAAUGCUGUGAUUGAAAGUAGCGAAAAAACUACGACGCUCCAAGAACGUCUUAUUAUAUUGAACAGGAACACUACAAUUGCAAUUUAUAUCAACGUUGCUCGUGGUCUUUUUGAAAAACACAAAUUAAUAUUUAGCCUUAUGGUGAACAUAGCGAUACAUUUAGACGCAGAAAUUAUAAAUUAUUCACAAUGGAAUUUUAUUUUGCGCGGAGGAAGUCAGAUCAAAGUUAAUAAAAAACCGGAUUGUCCAACAUUGACGGAUAUUAUGUGGAACAAUAUUAAUUAUCUUGCUAGUACUUCGGAAAAAUUUGAAAAUAUUUUAGAAGAUGUACUGAAAAAGAUCAAUUUGAAACUUGAUUAUUUAGAAGAGGAAAUUAAUUUAAAUCCCAAAAAUGUGACUAGAGCAACGCACGAUUGGAAUAAUAUAUUAAGUGAUAUUGAAAAAUUGAUGUUAUUAAAGUGUCUUAAAGAAGAAUGUCUUAUCUUUGGAUUUACUGCUUACGUAUCGAAACAUCUUGGUCAAAAAUUCGUAGAAUCACCAGCAGCGAGUCUUCAUUCACUUUUUCCAGAUACAUCUAACAAAAUACCAUUAAUAUUUGUACUCACUACUGGAUCCGACCCUUUCAGUGGUUUUCAAAGAUUCGCUAUAGAAAUAGAAUAUUUCAAUAGAUUCGAUUCCAUAUCUUUAGGACAAGGUCAAGGUCCUAUCGCUGAAAAAUUAAUUAAAAAUGGCAUGAACGAAGGCAGAUGGGUAUUUUUACAAAAUUGUCACUUGGCUGUUUCGUGGUUGAUCAAUUUGGAAAAAAUUGUUGCGGAUAUAUCUGAAAUGCCUGACAAUGAAUUGCAUACAGAUUUUCGAUUAUUUUUAAGCUCAAUGCCGAGCACCGCCUUUCCAGUUUCAAUUCUUCAAAAUGCAGUUAAAGUUACAAAUGAACCACCAAAAGGAUUGAAAGCUAAUCUCAAAAGGGCACUUUUAGAUUUACAUGAGGAUUUUUUCGAGGAUAAUGUUCUGAAUGAAAGUUGGCGUAGAAUGAUAUUUGGUAUAUGUUUCUUCCAUGGAAUUAUUCAAGAAAGAAAAAAAUUCGGUCCCUUAGGCUGGAAUAUACUUUACGAAUUUAGUGAUAGUGAUCGAGAAUGCUGUUUAUUGAACUUGCAAAUUUUUUGUGAAGGUGGUACAAUACCAUGGGAUGCGUUAACAUAUAUCACAGCUGAGAUUACAUAUGGAGGAAGAGUAACAGACUUUUGGGAUCUUCGUCUUCUAAAAACCAUUUUAGAUAUAUUUUUCUCCCCUAAAACUUUAGAUAUUGAUUAUAUUUAUUCAGCAUCUGGUAUAUACUACUGUCCAAAAUAUGAAAAGCUUAAAGAAUACAUUGAUUUUAUUGAUAUUUUUCCAAUUGUUGAGGAUUCCGAAAUUUUUGGGAUGCAUGAAAAUGCAAAUAUAGCCUAUCAGCUGAAAGAGACUCAAUUUAUUAUAAAUACUAUAUUGGAAGCACAACCUAAAGAAAGUAUGGUAUCAGAUAUUAAAUCUACAACAGAUAUCGCAUAUGAAAUGGCAGAUAUGAUUAUGGAUAGAAUACAUUUAAACAUAGAUUCUCAAUUGUGUCACUCUUCACAUUUCACAGUAGAUGCAAAGGGUAGAAUACCAUCCUUUACUACAGUUCUUUUGCAAGAAGUAGAUAGAUAUAAUAAACUCUUAGCAAAAAUACAUGCCUCAAUGGAAAAUUUACAACGAGCUAUUAAAGGAUUUGUUGUUAUGUCAGAAGAACUUGAAACCGUUUUUACAGCUUUAAUAAAUAAUCAAGUACCGCAAUUGUGGCACAACGUUAAUGUAUAUCCAUCUUUAAAAACCCUAGGAAGUUGGACAAAGAACUUGGAACUUCGUAUUGAUUUCAUAGAAAUGUGGUUGUUACAUUCCACGCCAUUGUCUUUUUGGAUAUCUGGACUAUCAUUUCCACAAGGUUUCAUAACUGGCAUAUUACAAACCUAUGCAAGGAAGUAUAACACCCCAAUCGAUCAAUUAAAAUUGGAUUUUCAAGUCACUGAAGUUGUUCUACAUCAAGAAGAUAUAGAAACUGCGCAUAAAAAAGCGAAUAAAGAAGUACCACAAGCAUAUAAGGGCUUACAAGUUCCACAAGACGGAGUGUUUAUACAUGGUCUAUUUAUUGAUGCUGGUAGAUGGGAUUUUCAAUUCAAGAUUUUAGUCGAUGCAAAUAUAGGUGAAAUGCAUCCCUCACUUCCAGUUACACAUGUGAAUCCAAUUUUACAAUUACCAGAACAAGAUUUAAGAUACGUUUGUCCAUUAUAUAAAACUAGUUUACGUGCAGGAGUUUUAUCUACAACAGGUCAUAGUACAAAUUUUGUUUUACCUCUAUUACUCCCAUCAGUUCAACGACAAUCAUAUUGGAUAUUGAAAGGAACAGCUCUAUUAAUCGAAAUACCAGACUAAUUAUAUAUGAGAUUCAUUACAGUCCUAAUUUAUAAUAUUCUAAUAAAAUAACAAUUAUUUCUCAUAAUUAAAGUAAUAUUUACUUUGUUUGUUUUAUAAUAAAUAAAAAUAAAUACACAGACAUAAUUAGUACGAUAUUAAUAUAUAUACUUAACAUAAAGUUAAUAUUAGAUCUUAUUAAAUUAAAGCGUUUUUAAGGCACUUGCUCAUUUUCUGUUUUAGUAUAUAAAAAUAUUAGAAAAUAAAUUCUCUUUGUUUACAUCUUAAAACAUGAGCAUGAUA
Molecule: messenger RNA, 12531 nt
Organism: Polistes canadensis
Lineage: Eukaryota; Metazoa; Arthropoda; Insecta; Hymenoptera; Vespidae
Gene: Dhc16F
Product: dynein heavy chain 6, axonemal
Exons: 62
Coding region: 1-12249 (4082 amino acids)
Biological process (GO): microtubule-based movement
Cellular component (GO): dynein complex
Molecular function (GO): dynein intermediate chain binding; minus-end-directed microtubule motor activity; ATP binding
Source: RefSeq, a predicted model, not a curated record